Marasmius oreades (fairy-ring Marasmius) is the source of this 4767-nucleotide messenger RNA. RefSeq names its product putative NRPS-like protein biosynthetic cluster. Gene Ontology annotation, molecular function: catalytic activity. The record is from RefSeq and is a predicted model, not a curated record. Lineage: Eukaryota; Fungi; Basidiomycota; Agaricomycetes; Agaricales; Marasmiaceae. The transcript is spliced from 6 exons. The coding region runs from base 29 to 4660 and encodes 1543 amino acids.
UUAACUCUUGACUUAUUUCGUAAUUUUUAUGGAUUCCUCUUCACGACUAGCUCGAGUAAUUACUCGACUUCAAAAUUUGCCUUCAAUAGCUCUACCAACAGACUAUCCAAGGCUAUCAGGCUCUAAUAAACUUAUCGAAGCUGCUCUGAAUGCAGAGCUUCCAGAACAAACCUCGAGCAGUCUCCUCAAACUCGCGCUCUUCAACGAGAACGAAGGAAUUAGUGAUGAUGAAUCGGUUGAUGAACCCGAACACAGACCUUCCCCGUUCCAUCUCCUUCUUGCAGCAUUUGUUGUUCUGCUACAUCGUUUCACCGGAGAUACGGACAUAGUUAUUGGCUCUUCAUCUGCAACGGAUAUCCACCCCCUCGUACUACGAUUAUCUAUCGAUCCCACCGAUCCGUUCUGGGCUAUUGUCAGAAGAGUUCAACAGGUGGAGAGAGAGGCGGAAGGAGACUCGGUUCCCUUUGCAGACCUCCGCAAUGCUUUGAAACUCGAAGGUCCUAUUUUCCGUGUUCGAUUUUUCGACGAGACGGAUUCAGAACGUCCUUUGGACGAUUUUAUCCGGUCCACAAAUCUCACGACCGACCUGACAGUAUUCGUUUCCCGUUCUGCAACCACUUCCGCGCGCUCGGCUAUAGCACCCCAUCUUAAUCUCAGAAUUCUUUACAAUUCUCUCUAUUUCCGUGAACAGAGGAUUUCCACCAUUGUUGACCAACUCUCCGUUCUGCUACGAAGAGUUUCACAGAACCCUUUAUCUCAAGUUGGUUCGGUCCCCAUCCUUACACCACGACAAAAACAAGCCAUUCCAGAUCCCAUAGCCGACCUUAACUGGUGUGACUGGAAGGGUGCUAUCACCGACGUUUUCUCAAGGAACGCGAAAGCAUUCCCCGAUCGACCUUGUAUCAUUCAAAGUCUUCCUGCGCAAUUCCUUUCCGACCCUCAAGAAAAACUCACAUAUACUUAUGGCGCCGUUCGACGUGCGGCAAAUGUCCUUGCCCACCAUCUUCUGAAAGGGGGAGUCCAGAGAGAGGAAGUUGUCAUGAUUUAUGCUCACAGGAGUGUUGAUCUCGCAGUUGCUGUGAUGGGCGUGUUGAAAGCGGGUGCAACCUUCUCUGUUAUUGACCCCGCGUACCCACCUACCCGACAAAUUAUAUACCUUCGCGUUGCUCUACCCCGUGGUCUUGUUAUUCUCAAGGGUGCAGGUACUUUACACCCCACCGUGCGUGAAUUCCUCAACACGGAACUCAAGGUCCGUGUUGAAGUACCAGCACUUCGUGUCCUUCCUUCGGGCGAAAUCUUUGGUGGACUUGCUGACCCGAAAGAUUCCGACGUACUAUCCUCACACGCCAACUUGGGCGAGACUGAUCCUAACGUCAUAUUAGGCCCAGACAGUAUUGGGACACUGUCAUUCACAAGUGGAAGUACCGGAAUACCCAAAGGCGUCAAAGGAAGGCACUACAGUCUCACUCACUUUUUCCCUUGGAUGGGAGAGACGUUCGGAUUAAGCGAGAAGAGUAAGUUCACGAUGUUAAGCGGGAUUGCUCAUGAUCCUAUUCAACGAGAUAUGUUUACGCCACUCUUUUUUGGAGCUUCACUUCAUGUCCCCACCGCGGACGAUAUCAAUACUCCAGGACGGCUUGCGCGUUGGAUGGCUGAUUCGGAGGUCACGGUUACGCAUUUGACUCCUGCCAUGGGUCAGCUCCUUGCUGCACAAGUAGCCAACGUCCCGGUCGUUUCGCCUUCUUCCGGAGUCUCUGCUCCUAGCCCUUCCGCUGCACAGAUACCUACACUCUCCUCGGCUUUUUUUGUUGGGGAUCUACUUACAAAACGUGAUUGCCUACGUCUUCAAUCUCUCGCACCCAAUGUGGCCAUAAUAAACAUGUAUGGUACAACCGAAACCCAACGUGCCGUCUCGUACUACCGUCUUCCCCCUCUCUCUUCCGACCCUUCAUUCCUCAAGAACCAGAAGGAAAUCAUUCCAGCUGGGAAGGGCAUGAUAGACGUCCAGCUGCUUGUGGUCAAUAGGACAGACCGGAAUGUAAUGUGUGCUGUUGGAGAAGUUGGAGAGAUUUACGUCAGGAGUGGCGGUCUGGCAGAGUGCUAUCUGGAUGACGCUUCUUCCAAAGAGAAAUUCGUGGAAAACUGGUUUGGUGGUAUUGCCAAUAUCAACAGCCUGAAUACAACAAAUCCUUCCGGUGGUAAUCCGCAAGGGUCGUUAUCCCGAACGACUUCUGGUACUUCGCUAUCACCCAACAACACCAAUAAUAUUGAUUUAAGUACACCUCCGCCUGCCAUACCUUCUCCAGCAACCGUUGGACAUAGUCGUUCGCUAUCAACACACGGUAAAAAGUCCUCGCAUCCGCUUUAUGCUGAUACGAUCCGCUUCCCACCUACUGGUUUGCCCCCUCCCGAAGCCCGAUACUGGAAAGGUAUUCGGGACCGUCUAUAUCGUUCUGGUGACUUGGGCCGUUAUCUGCCCGACGGUACUGUAGAAUGCACUGGUCGCGCAGAUGACCAAGUGAAGAUUCGGGGAUUCAGAAUCGAGCUGGGAGAGAUCGAUACCUACCUCGGCACACAUCCCGGGGUCAGAGAAAAUGUCACACUCGUUCGAAGAGAUAAGGACGAAGAGAAGGUGUUGGUAAGCUACUUUGUGCCUGCUCAAGGCGCGGAAGUAAGCGAGUUGGAAAGUGAGGAGGAGAGUAGUGCUGGUGGUGUCGUGGUGGGCAUUAGGAAGUACAGAAGGCUGAUCAAGGAGCUAAGGGAGUACCUAAAAAAGAAAUUGCCCAGUUAUAGCGUUCCGUCUCUGUUCGUUCCCCUCCCCCGUAUGCCCCUCAAUCCCAACGGUAAGAUCGACAAACCGGCCUUACCUUUCCCCGAUACUGCGCAACUUGCCGCCAUCGCUUCGAUUCCGAGCACUGCUACCAGGGGAUCUGUCACUUCUGGCGCCAAAUCUACUGUUCACCAUCGCCCUCCCACCGCGACUGAACACACGAUCCUUCAAAUCUUUUCCAGGAUCCUCCCAUCCAACCCGGUUCCCGAAACUAUUCCACUGGACGAAUCGUUCUUCGACAUGGGCGGUCACUCAAUCUUAGCUACGCGCCUGAUGUUUGAGAUCAGAAGGGUUUUCGUGGUCGAUGCCCCUCUGAGCCUCGUUUUUGGAUCUUCCAGAGAAGGAGGCGCGGAAGAGCCGAGUGCAGAGGGCCUGGCAAGGGCCGUGGAUCGUUUGAGGAAUGAUUACAAUACAUUCGGAAUCGAGACGGACGAUCCUGGUGAUAAGAAAGGAGAUGGCUUGCUGGUUCCUCCUUCUGGUGGACGUGGAAAGAAACAGAAAAACCAGAUUGUCGAGUAUGGUCAGGAUUACGAGAAUCUAGUGUCCAAAUUACGGGUUUCGUAUCCCUCUGCUCCGCUGCUUUCCGCAUCGUCCUCGACGGUAAUCCUUACAGGUGCAACAGGUUUCCUUGGAGCAUUCGUUUUGCACAACCUACUUUCUCAACAACGCGUGCGAAAAGUUAUCGCUUUGGUUCGAGGUAAGGAUCUCCCCACAGCAUUCACCAGAUUAAGGGAGGCAUCGAUGGAUAGAGGCGUAUGGGACGAGAAAUGGGUUGAGGAGAAAAGGCUAGAGAUUAUCGUUGGCGAUCUGGGAUCGGAGAGAUUCUGUCUGGGUGAGGAUGUCUGGAAGAGAAUCGGGGAAGAGGCGGAUGUUGUACUACACAACGGAGCUUUGGUUCAUUGGGUUUAUCCAUAUGAAAAACUACGUGCAUCUAAUGUCCUUGCAACACUGACUGCCGUAGAUCUCGCUGCCACCGGAAAUCCCAAGUCGCUUGUCUUUCUGUCUUCUACUUCUGCUAUUGACACAGAACAUUAUGUUCAACUGUCUGAUACCAUACGAGUGGACCAAAGAGGUCAGGGUGUACCCGAAGACGAUGACCUGGAGGGCGCAAGAGUGGGACUAAAGACUGGUUAUGGGCAAUCGAAGUGGGUUUCUGAGAAGCUCUUAUUCGAGGCAGGUAAAAGGGGUCUAAGAGGGCAUAUCAUACGGGCCGGAUACGUUGUUGGCGACACUCAAACGGCAGUGACCAACACAGAUGAUUUUAUUUGGCGUCUCGUCAAAGGCUGUGUCCAGCUAGGGCUAGUCCCCAACAUUAACAACACCAUUAACAUGGUUCCAGUUGACCAUGUCGCUCUCACGACCUCCCUUGCAGCCGUUUCCCCUCUUCCAGAUAAACACGAUUUCUCGUCAGCUCUUCAUAUCGCUGCACGUCCGUUACCCACGUUCAACUCGAUGUUAUCCACGUUGUCCAAGUACGGUUUCGCAACGACUCAGACGGAGUACCUGACCUGGCGGGGCAAGUUGGAGGAGCAUGUCAUGAAAGUCCAGGACAAUGCUUUAUACCCGCUUUUGCAUUUCGUACUCGAUGAUCUGCCAACGAGUACAAAGGCUCCGGACUUGGAUGAUAGGAACACAAGAGAGUUGUUGGAAAAGAGUGGCGUAGAUAAGGAACAAUUGAACGGGACGGUUGAUGACGCGUUGAUGGGGAGGUAUCUAUCAUGGCUUGUGAGAGCUGGGUUCCUACCGGAGCCGGAGAACAGAAAUUCGGAUAUGAGGUUACCAGAGAUGGAGGCGGGAAAGGUAAAGGCUGCUGGGAGGAGUGGGAUAUAAUUCACGUCAAAAGUAAUUCUCAGCUAGAGAUCUAGAGACCUAUAUCUCUGAAGUAGCAUUCAUGUACAUAAAAAUUGGAUUUUUCCUGCCUACUACAUUAUCAAACA